This is a messenger RNA of Dermacentor albipictus, 4073 nucleotides long. RefSeq lists its product as uncharacterized. Lineage: Eukaryota; Metazoa; Arthropoda; Arachnida; Ixodida; Ixodidae. The record is from RefSeq and is a predicted model, not a curated record. Gene Ontology annotation, molecular function: protein binding.
CGGGCGCUGGCUAGGAACAAGAGAAAGACGAAGAUAGGCGUGUUGUGAUGGCCGUCCAGCGGGUCGAAUGGACCGCAGCAAGGCGGGAAUGAAGCCCGGCCGUCGAGUCCAGCUGUGGGAAAUAUGAAGCUGCACUUGCUCUGCUGUUCACUACUCGUGCUGUGCCGGACAGGCUGCGCGACAGGAGGGAUCUCCAGCCUCUUUUCUGGCCCUGACGUGCGCUUCCUGGUGCUAGACGAUGUCCCCCGCUCCAGGGCACCAAUCAUGCUCGACCAGAGGUCUUACCCUGGAAGAGCUUACGGCUACAAUCACCUCUUCUCGCGCGACGAUGGAGACAGUGACUUCUCCAGCGAGAACGAAUUUCUCGAAGACGACACGCGCGUUAGAAACCACGCCGAGCCGUGGCGGGAGAGCAGGACCGGUGGCUGGGAGCUGGAGAACAUGCUAGCCAGGCGCCGGCCCCGGGUGCUGGCUCGAAACAACACCCUCUGGGGGGGAGGGCGGGGACGAGGCAGGGGAGCACGGAGGCACUCCUUCAGCUCUCUGCUGGACGAGUUCGAUCCGGUCCUGGCUCCCCGAGCCCCCGCCGACCAGAGCGGCCUUAUUCGUCUGGGCGUGCAUCGCAUCUGGUACCCUGGCGGCCAGGUGCCGAUCGAGGUCAAGCUCAAGCCGAGGGAUGACUCGCGGUCGUACGUGGUGGUGAUCGCGAAGACGGUACCGGACUUGAAUAACAUGACAAAGGGAGGCGCAGGGGACGCGCGUCCAGGAGGCCGUCCGGAAGCCGCCGGUGGUCGUGGUGCUGUGGCGGUACCGCGAACCCAAUCCAUGUACACGUACCGCGUGCCAGCCCCGUACCUGCCCAAAGAGCCGCGUCACCUGUUCGUCACGGUCCUCAUGCUGUCGCCCGGACCUGGCGUCGACCUGCGCGUCUACCGGCGUUACAAGCUGAUCGCCGUCAUCGGGGACUGCCGCUUCCUGGAGGAAGAGGAGUACGACAAGUCGCCCAAUUGCAAGAGUGCCAUGGUGGCGGGUCGCACCGAGGUGUUGUGCGUGUGCAAGGAGGACGUGAGCACGACCAAGCAGCGUCCGGCACCGCCCGUGGCGGCGUUCACCACGCCCACGACACCGAGGCUGCAGCUGCGCGAGAAGUUCAAGCCGCGCAAGACGUUAGAGAGAAGGCUCUUCCAGCUGCCAACCCUGACGCCCAUCAGCAACUGUACGCUGGCCCAGAGGACCUACUUCCACAGGCUGCUCCAAAGGGAAUAUCCACUGGACAACAUAACCGCUGCCGAGCUGCUGGCCGUGCAGAUCAUGCAGGCGGAGAACAUCCUCAACAACCAGACGCUGUACUGGACGUGCAACGCCUUCGCGCCGAUCGACGAGGACCGCGUGAUACUCGAGAAGGCGAAGCUCAGGUCUCUCUCGAUCCGGAGGCUGGAGGACAUUCUCUCGAAGCACUACCAGGCGUGCCCCCUGGUGACCGCAGGAACAGUUCUCGCCAUGCAGGGACCCGCCAUCGAGGUCGACUUCCGAGUGCACGAGGCAGCGGUGAACACCCUCCGCACGAGCGUCCGCGUACUGUCAAGCCUGCCGACCAAGACGAGGCGUGUUAUGCAAGAACUGCCCAACGUCAUAAGGUCCGUUCUCAAAGGGGAAUCCCUUAUCCUGGCGCACAGGGGAAGCGUUGAGACCCGUGAGCAAGUGUGCAACCUGUCGAGCGAGGCGAUGGCCGUGAUGGACGACACGGUGAACCUGGUGGUGCAAACGCAGCAGGGCGCCAGCGGCGACCGCGCCGUCUACAUGGCCAGCGGCAUCUCGCUCUGGUACUCGCGCGUCGACGUCGCCCAGAUGCGGCGCAAGAGCACGCUCUACGUCAAGCCGAGGAUAAUGCUCACCUACGACAAGGCCAUCUACGCAUACUCGAAGUCCCUGUCCGUCGUCGUUACGGUGUACCAGAAGAACCCGUUCCACUGCGCCAUGACCAUCGGCCCGAUCACCACGGACCUGGUGAGGCCGUACAUCAGGGACGAGGCGACCGGCAUGCGAAUACGCGGCACCACCGACAGGAGGCGAACCAUGCGGGUGGCGCUGCAGCCCGAAGCGGUGCACGGCGACGAGUCCAUGGCGAAACUCACGGCCAGCACCAUGCUGAUUGUCAAGUUCAAGCUUCCCAAAAGCGACGGCGCCAUCGUAGUCAAGAUUCACCCCGAGUUCAUCAAGUACUUCUUCAUGGCCUUCGUGCACACGGGCUCGGAGCCCAGCACCCGGGACUUGUCGCAGAGCCAGAUGUACGUGCUGCACCCGCUCGCCAGCUUCGUGGUCGUCAUGCCCGAGGACUACAAGGCGCGCGAGGGAGACGAGAUGUACGUCACGUUCGUGCCGCUCGUCGAGCGGUCGGUCAAGGGGCUCAACUUCAAGGACGUCAAGUACCCCUUCUGGCACCGCAGCGACAUGACCAUAUGGUACUCGGUGUCGGCCAUGCACUGGUACUGCGUCAACAAGAGCCCCGACGGCGGCAGCUUCGGCAUAGGCGAGGGCUGCGUGUUCUCGAACGUGAGCCGGCUGGGCGAGAUCAUCUGCGAGUGCCACCAGAACGCGACGGCCAUCGCGGGCACCUCGACCAAGGUGACGUUCUCGACGCACCUCAAGCCGCUGGAGAACGUGUCCACCGAGGCCGGCGGUCCCGGCGAGAAGGAGGAGCCCAACUUCUACUUCCUCCAGUACCUCAUCCCCAUCCUGCUGGCCGCCCUGUGGGUCAACUUUGUCGUGCUCUUCUACUGGACCAUGAAGAUAGCCGAGAUAGACGAGCAGACGGGGGCAACGGCCAUAGCGCCGGAAAACAAGGCAGGCAACAAGGAAGUCUACGUCUUGAUAUUCCAGACCAGUUACGUGCAGUACGCCGAGACGACGGCCAAGAUCCAGGUCGAGCUGCACGGCACCGAAGGCACGUCGGGAAAGUUCACGCUGCGCGACCCCCGCUGCAACCCGUACUUCCUGCUGGCCGGCAGCACCAACGGGCUGCUGCUCACCACGCAACAGACGCUGGGGAACAUCAUCGUGCUCAGCAUCUUCUCCGACAGCGAGGGCACCAGGCCGAGCUGGCACUUAAAGAAGGUCGACGUGUUUCACGAGGGCACGCCGGAAAAGUUCCUCUUCGUGGUGGAUAAGUGGCUUCGGUUCCAAGAUCAGGACCACGCCGACAUCCUGCCUUUCGUGGAGGGCCAUGGCAAGAAGAUGUCCAUCAUGUUCCAGCUUACCUUCCCCAGGGUGUUUCGGCUGUGCCACCUGCUGGUGAGCGUGUUUGCGUGGCCCAGCGGCAGCCGCUACACGCGCCUCCAGCGGCUGGUCACCAUCCUGUUCCUGGGCGUGCUCACCAUGUUCAUGGCCAUGGUGCUGCGCGGCUUCCAUCCGGUGCCCGGCGAAGCUGAACCCGGGUUCGCCAAGGAGGCCGAGCGCGGGUGCGUCAUCGCGGCCAUCGUCUUCAUUGCCGGGCUCAUCCUGCAGAUUCUGUUCACGUUCUCGAAGCAGAUGCCGCCGGAGAAGGUCCGGCUGGCGUCUCGCGACACCAACGCCGAGGCGGCCAAGACAGCGCGGGUGCUCACCACCACCAGGUACACGACGUACACCCGCAACCCGGAGAUCAAGAUCGCCUACGAGAUGCCCGAGUACCGCGACGAGAGCGCCGCCGUGGUCGCCCGGGACGCCAGGGCGCUGUCGCUGGCCGAGGAGCGCGUCGAGGAAGGCAUCCUGCCGACGCCCUUCCUGUACAUCGGGCUGCUGGUGGCCCUGGUGCUGUCCGUCGUGCUGUCGGGCUUUAUGGUGCCCAUCGGCCUCAAGUACACGUACAACGCGAACGUCUCCUGGUUCAAGUCGCUCAUCGUCGCCAUUCUGCUCAACAACAUAGUCAUCGACGUCAUAAAGUCUAUCGGCGUGGCCGGUUACGUGGCCAGCAGAAAGAAGAAGUAGCUACAUCGUCAUUUCGCCCAUCUGCUCAUCGAUACCUUGUCCCUUCAAGUGCUUUACCUUUUGUCUCAUGUGUGUGCUCGCGCCAAUAAAGGUGAAACAUCCCGCCA